This is a messenger RNA of Effrenium voratum, 552 nucleotides long. NCBI's taxonomy places the organism in Eukaryota, Dinophyceae, Suessiales, Symbiodiniaceae. The record is from the annotation of a GenBank genome assembly.
CAAAGGCUUAGCCUCCGAACCCGGGUGGUUUUAGCAUGCCGAGCCGACUUGCGCUAUGGCGGACCAACUACGUCAGGCCAAGCAGGUGGUCCGCGACUUCGUGGUGGAGAUGCGGGCCGGGCGGCGCAUGAUGGUGCUGACGCCCACGGGGCAGCUCAAGGCGACCACGGCGAGUCUGAAUCAGGAUCUCUCCGUCUUCCGCCUGGUCCGGGCGAAUCUGGUGCGGCGCAUCCCGCUCAAAGACAUCGGCGGGAUCUUUUGCGGCACUGAGCCCGAGGUGCUGACGACCCCGCUGGACGACUUGUGCGCCACCUUGCUGGUGAAGCCCAGCAACGAGAUGGUGACCUUCCGGCUGGAGCACAUCAACGCGCGAGACACGUUGGUCAUGUGCCUGAUGCUCUUUGCGCAGAGUCAGGGCGCGGAAAUGGACGCGGUCGGCGAGGAGGUUGAGGAGGAGGGCGAUGAGGAAGAGGCUUCUGAAGCCCAAGAUGUGGGUUUCGCCAGCGCGGCGGGCUCUCGCCCAUGAGAGAAGACCAAAAGGAGGGCUAGAGA